AUGAGGUGUGGAAAACUCUCUGUCCAAUCGUGCAGCCUCCUGUGGUUCCUCAGUUCCGUAUGUCUGGUGUGCACCGCGCAACCGAAACUAGCAGCUUCUCGUGCAGCUUCUCGUGCAGCUUUCCACCUCAUCAUUCGGCGUCCACGUGUUGCAGGUGGAACGUUGACGAUCGCUCUUGACUCGACCGUCAAGUUCGUCAAAGGUCUUCGCAAAGACAUAGAGCAUCAUACCAUUCGUCUCCAGUAUGGCUCAAACGGUAAAAUCCUCACUAUGCGUGCAUCAAGUUGCCAAGAGCGCGAGUACUGGGUGGCCGCAAUUACAGCAGCAAUGUCGACAUCUAUCCACCCUCGACACGGACCUGCUUCUCGCACUGGAAACGGGUCGACCAUUUUUCAGAGCUUUCGGACGACCAAGUCGCAGCCAACCACCUAUGGUGCUUCAACGCGCGGCGAUUCUCUUCUUCGACGAUUGGUGGGACAGAACAUACCGGAAGCCAUGGAGCUCGUUCUCACCGUCGGUCAGAUCGUCGCAGCUGUCUACUAG
Messenger RNA from Peronospora farinosa, 543 nucleotides. The record is from the annotation of a GenBank genome assembly. Lineage: Eukaryota; Oomycota; Peronosporomycetes; Peronosporales; Peronosporaceae.